Messenger RNA from Trichoplax adhaerens, 249 nucleotides. RefSeq lists its product as uncharacterized. The transcript is spliced from 3 exons. The record is from RefSeq and is a predicted model, not a curated record. Gene Ontology annotation, cellular component: cytoplasm. The annotation marks the transcript as partial. Lineage: Eukaryota; Metazoa; Placozoa; Uniplacotomia; Trichoplacea; Trichoplacidae. Gene Ontology annotation, biological process: regulation of angiogenesis.
UGCUUAGAGGCAGUAAUUCUUUCCAUCUAUUUUACGUGUGGCUUAGAAGGCCUUGAUCGCUUUCCCAUAUCUAUUAAAUCAUGUUUUAAUUCUCAUCAUCACAGACAUGUUGUUUUAGGAAUCCAUUACUCAGGCAGAUACGGAGCUCUUGGAUUAAGUAGACGAAGAACUUUGAUGUAUAAACCAUUAAUAUAUAGAUCGCUUAUGGAUCUAAUUCAACAGUAUAAAACAUCUUCUGAAGAAUGUUAG